Molecule: messenger RNA, 1165 nt
Organism: Cicer arietinum (chickpea)
Lineage: Eukaryota; Viridiplantae; Streptophyta; Magnoliopsida; Fabales; Fabaceae
Product: chloride conductance regulatory protein ICln
Biological process (GO): spliceosomal snRNP assembly; cell volume homeostasis; chloride transport
Cellular component (GO): methylosome; cytosol; pICln-Sm protein complex
Source: RefSeq, a predicted model, not a curated record
CAUUUCCUUUUCCAUUUGAAAGAUCACAAUUUCAACCCUCCAAAUCAAAACCCCCGAAAAACCCUAGACUAGAAGAAACAGUAGUCCUACCCGAAGUAUAGAUUUUGAAGAAACAGAAAGCAAGAGAAAGAGAAGAAAAUGGCAUUAGGGUUAAGAGAGAUUAGCGGAGAGCCAGUAAUUGACAGUGAGAAUGGUGAAGAAUUGAUGCGCGUCCAACCUGGUGUCGACAUAGCUCUCUCCAAUCUUCCUCGCGAGUCCCCUGGCACUCUUUAUAUCACUACCAAGCAAGUGAUAUGGGUUAGUGAUGUGGACAAAUCUAAAGGAUACGCCGUUGAUUUCUUAUCUAUUUCUCUCCAUGCCGUUUCCAGAGACCCCGAGGCUUACCCCACUCCUUGUCUCUAUACUCAGAUUGAAACAGAGGCAGAUGACGAAAUCAAUUCGGACAACUCGGAUUCAGAAUCUAAUUAUGUUCAUGAUUUAUCCAAUAUCAGAGAGAUGAGGCUCAUUCCAUCUGAUCCAAUGCAGUUGGAUACUCUGUUUCAAGUAUUCUGUGAGUGCGCAGAGCUUAAUCCAGAUCCAAAUGCUGAGGAGCAAGAAGAAGAACAUGAUUGGAUUUUCAGCGCUGAUCAAAUGGAAGAUGAAGAAGCAGAGGAAGAAGAUUAUAUGUCUCAUAAUCCAACCAACACUCUUGGUCAUUCAAAUGGACAUCAUGACCUUGCUCGUACCAUACUUGAGCUUCAAAUCAAUGAUCAACGAUUCGAGGAUGCAGAAGAGAUUGAGCAUGAUGAAAAGGACACCCAUCAUUGAGUGCCUGCAUUUAUCAUAGAAUACCAUAUCCUAGUGUUGUCCAAAAUUCAUAUAAGCUCUCUGUUCUGUAAUUUUUUUGGUUUUGUACAUGUAAACUAUUUUGAACAUCUGACUAGAUUCAUAGUUUUACUUACGUAGAAGAAAGCAACUAAAUCUUUUGAAUUUCUAGUUCUCGUACGAUGAUGGUAUGGAUGGCCAAUGUGAAAGAUACUACCAAGGAGAUAUCUUUAGACUUUUUAUAUGCAAGAUGAAAUUGGCAUGUUUAAGCAAGUUGAGUUAUCAAUUGCUGUAUGCUUCACAUUCCUGAAAGUCGUGGCAAGAAUUAGAAAAGUAUAAAUUGAUUCUUGCACUUUGCAAA